Messenger RNA from Gavia stellata (red-throated loon), 3715 nucleotides. It is a transcript of the gene ZDBF2, whose product is annotated as zinc finger DBF-type containing 2. The record is from RefSeq and is a predicted model, not a curated record. NCBI's taxonomy places the organism in Eukaryota, Metazoa, Chordata, Aves, Gaviiformes, Gaviidae. Gene Ontology annotation, biological process: genomic imprinting; epigenetic programming of gene expression. Bases 62 to 3265 code for a protein of 1067 amino acids. The transcript is spliced from 6 exons. Gene Ontology annotation, molecular function: nucleic acid binding; zinc ion binding.
CACUGCAAAUGGCCUCCUGUUCGACAUUUAUUGUUUGCUAGUCUGGAGUCAGCAUUGGUGGAUGAAGAAGGUUGGUGACUCUAAGAUGUUUGACAGAAUCAAACCAUCUGAUGAAGCUUCUGCUUCAGCACAAGGAAUCGAACGACGUGGUGUUGAAGGCUCUCUACGACAGGACAGCAAUAGCAGUUUACACACAAGAAGGCAAGAACAUCCCCAGCCUGGAGUAUCCACUGUGCAAAAUAGACAGGGAUACUGCAACUGUUGCCAUGUACACUACAGUAAUCUGGAACAGCAUGUUUUCAGCUCCCAGCACAGACAUUUUACCACUUACUGUAGGAAUCGAAUGGGUACCAGUAGCUUGAUGGAGCGUUUCCUGCAAGAUGUUUUACAGCAUCAUCCCCACAGAUACCAUGACAACAGACCAACCUACGAUGACAUGCCACUCACUGUCACUCCAGAGGCUGCUAGGAUUGCUUGCCUGUCCCCAGAAGAGAUGGAGAAAAAGAGGAACAGUCACAGACAGGAGAUUUCCAGCAAAGACCAGGAGUCUGUUGGUGAAAUACGCUCUUCUGCUCCAUGCCUGUCUCAUGAGGGCACAAAGAAAACUUCUGUAACACAAGCAUUUAUUCAAAAAUUAGAAAGAGGGCAGGAGCAUGUUAUAAGAAUAUCUCAGCAGUCUAUGGGCAUUUGUAGCAAUGAGAAAUGGGAUACCCUGAAAGAUGCUCAAAUGGCAAAUCAUAGCCAUGAAGGUCAGUUUACAGCUGUGAGCCCUGUACGUCAGUGUUUUUCUGUCAGUCCUUUAAUCCAUAGUUCUUCUGUUAAUCCUAAAACAGGUAAAAAUGUUAGGAAUGUGGCAGCAUCAAAUCUGAUUCCGCAUAGUGGAUGUGAUAAAACAGAAAUGGAGGUAUGCAGUGGUGAUGUGUUAUUGAACCCGUGCUUGAAUCCUGCUCCAGCACUGGCUCACCCAAAACGCCCUUCAGUUUCUCAUCAGCAUCCUACGUACAGCCACAGCAAUUCGUUAUGUAUUACCUCAGGUCAAUCUCUCUCAAAACGAGAUGGUUUACGAACUCAGGAUGAAACUUUGGUGUCUGAUUUCCAUCUCAGGGAUACUGUGGGUAUCAGCAGCUCCCUAGAUCUUGGGACAUCCCCACAACUAGCAAGAUGCAAAAGCGUGAAGGCGAACAGAGGUGAUAAAAGUUCAGUAGAUGAAACUAUUGAAGAUGUUAUUUUGAAGUACUGCCAUGGAACUACAUCUGAAGAAAUUUAUUUCAAAGAAGAGAAUAAUCCCUGUUUAAAUUUUUCGUCACUUCUGGACCAUACUCAUUUAGAGGGUUCUGAAAUGAGUUUUGACUGUGAUGCACCUAUUCAGGCAGGAACAGACUUACCCAAGGCAGCUAUAAGAGAUAUAGAAUUCCUAAAAGAGGUCCAAGUAAGUUUGCAAGAUAAAGAUUAUGGAACACAGCUCUCUUCUGUUUUAAAAAGUGAGUCAGUAGAGAAAAUAGAAGCAGUGAAACAGGAUGUCGUAGUUCAUGCCGAAGAACCAGUUCUUCCAGCUCUGCCUCAUGUGCCUCCUUCUUUUGUGGGAAAGACUUGGUCUCAAAUAAUGUAUGAAGAUGAUAUAAAAAUUGAAGAACUUGUGCGUGAUUUCAGGGAAGGUCGUUUUCGCUGCUACUUUGACAGUGAAUCCUCAGCCAACUGUACAGGGAAGAGAAUGAAGAAAAAAAAGCAGAAGGCUGAAAAAAAGAAUAAUGCUGUUGAGGGUAAUAGAACAGAAAGUGCAUCAGUUAAAGCAUUGCCGGAAUUUAAUGAUGCUUUAAGUGGUGGCUCUGAUUUUGAUAACCCAUCUUUAGCCUCGGAUACGCUAUGCAACCCACAAAUUCUUAAAAUGCCGAGGAAAAGGACAUGGCGCCUGGCUUCAAGAUGCCAGGUGGUUAAAGUCAGCCAUGGCACCCAAACAAGUCUAUUGAACUACCCUGUAGCAAAAAGAAGAAUGUCUAGAAGGGAACCUGAUCCAGCUGAUCAGAAAGCAAGCAUCGUGUGGCCGGAGAAUGAAAAAACUCCAAACAUGAAAACUAGACUAUGUGCCCUUAAACUUCCUGAGUCCUAUAGCAAGAUUAUGAGUCCUGUACAGCCCAAGACAGUGGUGUAUGUACUUUCAUGUCCAGAGAUAAAACAGUGUAAAGGUAAACCUAUAGAUAUUCCCAAAAUGAGGAAAAAUCGUAACUCCACAGAUAGCAAGGACUCUGUAAGGUAUAAAUACAAACAGUGUUCUUUUAAGUAUUAUGACCCACUGACAAAUCGAAUUCUGAAAACGCCUCCGAAGAGUACAGGUGGAGAAAAGGCCAAAAAGCCCUCCCAUGUUCGACAGCUUUUCAGAAGUCUCAGCUUUGAUGCAAACAUGAGGAAACUAGCUGAUGCACAGAGAGAAAGCACACCGUCAAAGUCACUCAAUUGGUCAGACUUCUAUAGUUCAUCUUCAGCAUCUUUCCUGCCAGAUCCAGGUAAAGGGAAUGAUGCAGCCUCAAGUCAAAAGGCAGACGGAUCUUCUGUUUCCACAGAAAGAACAGAUUGUCUGGUAUCUGGUCGCUCUGGGAACUCUUUUAAACACCUGAUCAUUUCACCUUUGAACUCUCACCAGUCUGUGGUAGAAGGAGAUGGUAGAUUAACUCCAUUUAAGAGUAGAGUUACCAAAACUCCUCUAACCUCCAUCAGGAGUGAGCGGUUAGAGAGGGAGAAUCCAAAGGCAAUGUGGAAGAGAAAAGAAGGCACUAAUAAAGAACCAGUUUUUUCCAGAAAGGCUGCAGGACCUGUGUCUGUCAGAUGUACUGUUGGGAGGAGGGGAAACAGAGUAACUGCAGGCAAACAAACUUCCAGAACUAAAAAACAGCAAAAAGAGGGAAUGAGAAGGAAACUUCGUCCUCGUGCCCAGAAAUCUUCUGCUUUCUCCAUCCAUAGGUGCCAGACAAGGAAAACUACAGUGGGAAAGCACCUUAAGAAAGAAAAGCCUGAUGCUAAAAAACUAAAGGUGAGGAGGAAACCAAAAAGGACCUUUCUGAACUCAACAGUUGUCACAGGGAUUCCUGAAAAGAGGCGGAAAGUCACGUCGGAAUCUUUUCCCAAGAAGCCAGAGCGAGCUUCUUCCAAAGUCAGGAACUGGGAAGUAAGUGGAGAUCGGGAUCACCCUAGCACUGUGAACCAACCCUCUAGAAGAACUUCUGCUGUAUCGUUACUUCGAAACUGUCUUGUUCUACCAGGUGAGAGCUAGCUACCAAAAGAACUACUUUUUUUUUUUAUAGCCAGCACCUGGAAGAAGAUUGAGGAAAAGGAAAGGGAACAAAAGGAGGUCAUAGACAAAGCAGUUGAAGUGCUAGAGCUGCAGAAAGUGCAAAGCCAGUCUAAUGUGAAACAAGUACAACUUUAAACUCAGCUCUUGUUCCUGGAAUAUGGGGACGUAAUGUAUUGCACUGUUCUAGUAUGUAAAGCUGCAGAAGUUGUGCAUUUGAGUUAAAAAGCACUUAGAAUCCUAUUUACUAGACUUCACCUGUACAUCAGAAAAAUGAGCUUGAAUAGUAUCAUAUUGUUUUUAUGGUAUUAAUAGUGCGUAAUAGUGCACUAUGAUAAGGUAAAUUAGAAGCUGUAUUAAUUGUGCCUAUUCUCAUUUUUUCACAUAAUUCUAAAGUGCAAAAAAUAACUCGGUUGUUAUGGUAGAAAUUAA